Molecule: messenger RNA, 1883 nt
Organism: Boleophthalmus pectinirostris (great blue-spotted mudskipper)
Lineage: Eukaryota; Metazoa; Chordata; Actinopteri; Gobiiformes; Gobiidae
Gene: bpgm
Product: 2,3-bisphosphoglycerate mutase
Exons: 3
Coding region: 120-896 (258 amino acids)
Biological process (GO): glycolytic process
Molecular function (GO): intramolecular phosphotransferase activity
Source: RefSeq, a predicted model, not a curated record
UGUACGCCCACGGGAACUGCACUGUGCUCUGUACAUGGCCACAAUAUUCAAGACUGUACCCGCUUUAUCUCUACUCUUUCCCUAAAAACCUAAUAAAGGUUUUUGCAUUGGCACUGCUGAUGUCCAAGUACAAACUCUUCUUGUUGAGGCAUGGAGAAGGCGCCUGGAACAAAGAGAACCGCUUCUGCAGUUGGGUUGACCAGAAACUGAGUGAGAAUGGGGUCACAGAGGCCCAGGACUGUGGCAGACUGUUAAAGGAACAGGGGUACAAGUUUGACAUUGUGUUCACGUCCAUACUCAGUCGCUCCAUUCAAACAGCAUGGCUCGUUUUGGAGGCGAUGGGCUUGGAGUGGAUCCCGGUGGUCAAGUCAUGGAGACUUAAUGAAAGGCACUACGGUUCCCUGAUCGGUCUAAACAGAGCAGAAAUGGCUUUGCAACAUGGAGACGAGAAAGUCAAGCUUUGGAGAAGGAGUUACGAUAUCACGCCACCACCCAUUGAUGAAUCUCACCCAUAUUAUCAUGAAAUCUACAAUGAUCGCAGGUACAACACCUGUGAUGUGGCCAAAAAUAAUCUACCCCGAGCUGAGAGUCUGAAGGAAGUGCUGGACAGACUGCUGCCAUACUGGGACAAUACAAUAGUUCCAGAAAUUAGAAAAGACCACACAGUGCUCAUAUCUGCUCAUGGAAACAGCUGCAGGGCCCUUCUGAAACACCUAGAAGGUAUAUCAGAUGAGGAGAUUGUCAAUGUUACUUUACCAACUGGAAUCCCUGUGCUGCUGGAGCUGGAUGAAAACCUGAAGCCAGUCAAACCUCGUCAGCUUCUGGGUGACCAAGCCAAGAUCCAAGCAGCUAUUAAAAAGGUGGAAGACCAGGGCAAAGCUAAACCAUCAACUUGAAUUACAAUGUUACUAUAUUAGCUAUCUAAAAAAUAAAGACGAAAGGGAAAAUAUUGAAUAAGAACAGAGCUGUUAUUGCGGUUACUGUAAAGGAUGCCAUGUUACUGUGAGUUUGUAGUUUGUGUUGUUAGGCCCUGAUCUGUUUCAGGACUGAGGCAGGGAAAUAUUUGAUAACUAUGUCCAGGUGUGUUAUGUAUAAGUGAAGCUUCACAAAUUAAUCUUUUAUUUUACAUCCACUCAUUUCAGAUUUGUGCCUUUUUGUUUCUGGUUUACAAUAAGAAGGGUUUUGCUAUGUAAGUGGCCAGAGUAUUUAGUAUUUAGUAGUUUGCACUGUUUUUCAUUUUAAAAACUUAAAAUUUCUAUUUAUAGAUCAUAAAAUAUUUUAAGAAAUGUAUAGUCCCCAUUUUAUUUAUUAUUUUCCCCUUCUAUUAGCAUGGUGCUGUUACCUAGCUAAUAUAAACUACUACUGCAUAAGGUUACUUGAAUUGAUGGUACUGUAUGUUGUUGUCCUUGUCUACUACUGAUCACUGCUGUUUUCUAAAUGUAUUUUGUUUUUAGAUUGUGAAUCCUUGUUGUUGUUUAUUUUUCUCAUACGGUUCCAUUGGCAGUGAAAACAAUGCACAAUGUGAAGCACUUGGUUUUCACUGAUUUCAUAAAAGCCGCAUAGUGAGAUUAGUAUAUGUUCCCACUUUUUGAUAGUUGUAUUUUGCAAUGAAUAGCGAGCAGUGUGUGCCCCGUGUUACUACUACUUUUCUCAAUGAUCACUCCACAUUUUGUUGUUUAUUUACUUCAUACUGCCAUAGUUGUUACUGCCAUAGUUGUUACAUACUUUGUUAGGAUUGUAGGAGCUCAAAGUGAAAGACAUGGCCAAGUGAAAUAUGUCUUCCCGCAGCCUGAACCAUUCACUCAAAUAAAUUAUAAUUUUACAAAAACUGUGCAGCUUCUUUGCUAUUCUUAAAGCUGCAAGACACAUGAAGGGGUAUCAAA